CAGCUUAAUCCUUUAUUUUUAGUUAAAAUUGAGUAUAAUUUUGAUGAGCAUAACUACAAAUCCAUUAAAUUAAUACGUUUCUAGUAAUAUGGAAUUCUGUGAGUGUACGAUUGCGUUACUUGGCCUGGCUCUCUUAUUGUGUUGGUAUCUGUUGAAAAGACCGAAGAAUUUUCCGCCAGGUCCUCAUGGGUUACCAUUGGUUGGUUACACUCCAUUUAUGGGCGACAACCCUGCUGAAUUAUUUCGAAAAAUGAAAAGUAAAUAUGGAUCCGUCAUGUCAGUACAAAUGGGUCGCGACGACUGGGUAGUUUUGAACGACUAUGACACUAUCAUGGAGGCUCUCGUGAAACAAAGCGAAAAGUUUUCUGGCCGUCCUAAGCUUUUCAUGCUAGAAUUAGUAACAGGGGGCCGUGGAUUGGCCAUGGUUGAUUAUGGUCCUACAUGGAAAACUCUUCGAAAGUUUGGUCUGAUGACUUUGAGAGGGUUUGGCGUUGGCAAAAAGGGGAUGGAGGAAAAUGUUAUUGAAGAAACUCGAUCUCUAACCGAAGAUUUGACAACACAGAGCAAGCGUAGUUUGAGUAUGAAAUUCACUCAAGCAGUGUCGAACAUUAUUUGCCGAGUUGCGUUUGGCUCGAGAUUUGAAUACGACGACAAAGAAUUUCUACAGUUACUUGGAAUAUUACGAAAAUACCUUGGAGAUACGACAGCAGCUAAGAUGGAUGGAUUAAUGACUAUGGCUCCUAUUCUGAGAUUUUUACCCCCAUUUAGCAGCCACUUCAAAGAGGGAUUGAAGGAUGUAGAGUUUUUCAUGGGUAUAAUAGGCAGAAUCAUUGAAGAGCAUAAAGAACAGUUUGACGAAAAUGAUAUCAGAGACUUCAUUGAUGCUUUCCUCAAAGAAAUGAAGACAAGAGAUAAAAAUGACGCCAGUUUCAACAAACUUCAACUGAUUCAAUACAUCAGAGAUUUAUUCGAAGCUGGAACGGGAACAACUAGCAGCACUUUGUGUUGGGCAAUUCUGUGCCUUGCGCAUUACCCAAAAUGUCAAGAAAAAAUUGCCGACGAAGUUGAAAAAACUUUAGGUUCGGACGGAGUACCCACUAUGAAGCAUCGAGAUGAAAUGCCUUACACAUGUGCUUUCAUACAAGAACUAAUGAGACACAGAACUUUGGCGCCAUUUAGUGUAUUCCAUAAAACAAACGAAGAAGCGACUCUCAAUGGAUAUACUAUUCCAAAAAAUACCACGAUCAGUCCAAACCUUUGGGCGGUUCAUUUUGAUUCCAAAUAUUUUUACAACCCAGAAGAAUUUUGUCCAGAGAGAUUUAUCGACGAUGGCGGAAAAUUUAUCAAAUCCAAUCACGUGAUUCCAUUCUCCGUUGGUCCUCGUCACUGUGUUGGAGAACAACUUGCAAGAAUGGAAAUUUUCAUAUUCUUGGUCGGCAUAAUUCAGCAAUUGCGGAUAGUACCGGACCCGAAGAAGCCACUCCCAGCUUUUGAUGUCGGUGCUUUCAACAGCGUUACGUAUGAGCCUCUCGAUUUUGAAGUGAUUUUUCAAAAACGUUGAAAAUGAAGAAAUAACUGUUUGAAAUGAUAAUCAAUUUUAUCCAUAUAGGAUUUGAAAUAUUUUCUUUAACCACAUUAUAAUUUCGUUUCACCUAAUUUUAAUGCUUUGAAUUCAAUGAUAUAAAUCAAUUUAUCUGAUUCUCCUCAACCUUCAAAACCCACUUCAAGAUAUCUAUAACUUUGAUAAUGUAACAAUAAAUAUGAUUAGCUUU
Molecule: messenger RNA, 1772 nt
Organism: Styela clava
Lineage: Eukaryota; Metazoa; Chordata; Ascidiacea; Stolidobranchia; Styelidae
Product: cytochrome P450 2U1-like
Biological process (GO): xenobiotic metabolic process
Cellular component (GO): intracellular membrane-bounded organelle; cytoplasm
Molecular function (GO): oxidoreductase activity, acting on paired donors, with incorporation or reduction of molecular oxygen, reduced flavin or flavoprotein as one donor, and incorporation of one atom of oxygen; heme binding; steroid hydroxylase activity
Source: RefSeq, a predicted model, not a curated record